Messenger RNA from Linum tenue, 1069 nucleotides. The record is from the annotation of a GenBank genome assembly. NCBI's taxonomy places the organism in Eukaryota, Viridiplantae, Streptophyta, Magnoliopsida, Malpighiales, Linaceae.
CGUGUCGAGACGCCAUUGAGUGAGCCACGCUAUUUAUACUACCUACUAAUUUUCCUCUGCUCACAGAUUCUCGGUCAGUUCCUCUGUCUCGUUCUGCAAGUUCCACAACUCAACUCCACCAGAGAAGAGACGCGGCAGCGCCCUUUUUUUUUUGCCAUUAGCUUCUAUCUCCGCGCACAGAGGCAGAGGGAGAAAAGAAUGGGUUGGGUUCGGAAGACGGUGGAUUCCGUCAAAUCCUUGCAGGUCAAGCAAGUUCUGCUUCGCGCCAUCGGUCUCGCAAUGGUUUUUACGUCGGGGUUGAUUCUGUGGAAAGCGCUGAUGUGCAUGACGGGAACUAAGUCGCCGGUCGUGGUCGUGGUUUCCGGGAGCAUGGAGCCCGGUUUCAAAAGGGGUGACGCUCUGUUCUUGUACAAGAACAAAGAUCCGAUUCGGGCAGGGGACAUUGUGGUAUUUAAUGUUAAGGGGCAAGAUGUUCCUAUAGUUCAUCGCGUAAUCGAGGUUCAUGAGCAACAAAGCAAUGGGGAAAUAAAGCUACUGACUAAAGGGGAUGCAAAUGAUAUGGAUGAUAGGUUUCUGUAUGCUCGUGGUCAGCUAUGGUUGAAGCCACAGCACAUCAUGGGCAGAGCAGUCGGGUGAGUCAGCACUUUCUUUACCAUUCAUUAAAAUCCCAGGAGCACAAAUUGCUAUGAGAAGUGGAUUGGUGUUCUCACUGUUCUUUAUAAUUGCAGGCUCUUGCCUUACGUGGGCUGGGUGACGAUCGUCAUGACUGAGAAGCCUGUUUUACAGUACAUACUCGUAGGAGCAGUGGGUUUGCUGUUCUUGACUUCAAAGGACUAGAACACGAGAAGAAGCUGAUUGACCAUAUUUGCUACGGGUUCACAAGCUUUGUAGCACCCCCCUCGAAUGAUGUAAUCUUGCCUCUUAGUUUUGCAAGCUACUCUAGUUAACUACAGACCAAUCUUUCACUCCAAAGCCAUUGGAAAGCUAAGUAAGCAUUCCAUACUAAGAACUGCCAAUUGGCCGAAAACCUUGUAUCAUAAGAUGCAUAGUCUAUACUUUAUAUCAAUCA